AUGGACGAGGUGGAGCUGCAGCUGAGCAAGGAGCAGAUCGACGAGUUCCGGGAGGCCUUCAGCCUCUUCGACAAAGAUGGCGACGGGACGAUCACGACCAAGGAGCUCGGGACGGUGAUGCGUUCGCUGGGGCAGAGCCCCACGGAGGCGGAGCUGCAGGACAUGGUCGACGAGGUGGACGCCGACGGCAGCGGCGCCAUCGACUUCCACGAGUUCCUCACCCUCCUGGCCCGCAAGAUGCGCGACGCCGGCGCCGACGACGAGCUCCGCGAGGCCUUCCGCGUCUUCGACCAGGACCAGAACGGCUUCAUCUCCCGCGACGAGCUGCGCCACGUCCUGGAGAACCUCGGCGAGCGCCUCUCCGACGAGGAGCUCGCCGAGAUGCUGCGCGAGGCCGACGUCGACGGCGACGGGCAGAUCAACUACACCGAGUUCGCCAAGGUCAUGAUGGCCAAGUGA
Messenger RNA from Phragmites australis (common reed), 459 nucleotides. RefSeq lists its product as uncharacterized. The record is from RefSeq and is a predicted model, not a curated record. The transcript is spliced from 2 exons. Gene Ontology annotation, molecular function: enzyme regulator activity; calcium ion binding. Bases 1 to 459 code for a protein of 152 amino acids. NCBI's taxonomy places the organism in Eukaryota, Viridiplantae, Streptophyta, Magnoliopsida, Poales, Poaceae.